Molecule: messenger RNA, 1805 nt
Organism: Phyllopteryx taeniolatus (common seadragon)
Lineage: Eukaryota; Metazoa; Chordata; Actinopteri; Syngnathiformes; Syngnathidae
Product: leukocyte elastase inhibitor-like
Exons: 10
Coding region: 165-1478 (437 amino acids)
Biological process (GO): negative regulation of endopeptidase activity
Molecular function (GO): serine-type endopeptidase inhibitor activity
Source: RefSeq, a predicted model, not a curated record
GAAUGUGGAGCAGACUAAACUCAUUCCACUGCUGGGUGUGAAUCCUAAACAUUUUCUCAGGAAGUUGCCAAACCUAUUUGGGAGUGGCCUUUGUGUAUAACUUUGCGAACUUGGCUUCAUCAGAACAAGUUUUCCUUGUUAACUUGAAGAAGACUCUUUACACAAUGGCAUCACCAAACCCUCAAACCAAAGCCAACGCGGGCUUCUCCGUGGUUCUGUUUAAAAAGCUUGGUGAGAAGGACAAGACUGCAAACAUCUUCUUCUCCCCCUUCAGCAUCUCCUCAGCCCUUGCCAUGGCGAUGCUGGGGGCCAGGGGUAACACAGCUACGCAAAUGUCAGAGGUCCUCUGCUUCACUAAGGCAAAGCAACCAACGGAGGAAAAACAAGAAGGGAUGAUGAUGCAGUCCCCAAUGCAAAUGCAAAUCAAGACACGAGAGCAGAUGCGGAAGCAGUUUGAACAGUCCACCAGGCUGCCACAGUAUCUGAGAAAGGUUCUGAAACGUGUCGAAGGUGAGGAUGAUGUUCACGCUCACUUUCAACGACUUUUGCCCGAAUUCAACAAAACAAAUACUGGGUAUGCCCUCAGUCUUGCCAACAGGCUGUAUGUAGAGCAAACCUACCCAGUUAAUGAGGAGUUCCUUGGAGAAACAAGGAAGUACUACCAAGCUGAACUUGAGUCAUUGGAUUUCAAGAAAAAUGAAGAGGUGGCCAGGAAAAAAAUUAACAGCUGGGUAGAAGAGAAAACACAAGGUAAAAUCAAGGACCUGAUCAACAAAAAGCUGAAAAAAGAAGUCAUAAUGGUACUGGUCAACGCCAUCUAUUUCAAAGGCAAAUGGAACCAACAGUUCAACGAAGACUUGACUCGUGAAGCUCCAUUUAAAAUCAAUAAGAAUGCCACUAAGCCAGUGGAGAUGAUGUCCCAGAAUAGUAGAUUCAAUUACACCUUCAUCUCGGAAGUCAACUGCCAGAUCCUAGAGAUGCCUUAUGAAGGGAAAGACGUAAGCAUGCUCAUCUUCCUGCCCAAUGAAAUAGAGGAUGACACAACAGGCUUGGAGAAGUUGGAGCAGGAACUCACCUAUGAAAAAAUGAUGACGUGGACUCGUUCAGACAACAUGGAGUUAGAAGUUGAGGUCCAGGUGGGCCUGCCUCGAUUCAAAAUGGAGGUGACUUAUGAGUUGGGGAAAGUCCUGGUCGGCAUGGGCAUGGUGGAUGCUUUUGAUGAGAAUAAGAGUGACUUCUCUGGCAUUUCUCCUGCAAAUGACCUGGCAUUGUCAAAAGUCAUCCAUAAGGCUUUUGUGGAGGUCAAUGAGGAGGGAACCGAGGCUGCUGCAGCCACCGCUCUCAUUAUGAAAAUCACCUCAAGAGGUCCACCUAAAGUUCCCAAAACCUUCAUCGCUGACCAUCCCUUCCUCUUCUUCAUCCGACAUAACCCCUCCAACACAAUCCUGUUUGCUGGUCAAUACACCUCCCCUGAGUGAGCUUGUACUGUGUAUUUCUGCAAUGAAUUCAUUUAACAUAACUGUAGCUUUCUUAUUUCAUCAUUUAAUUUCCCUCACUGGGUGAAUAUAGUAUCUAUGCAUCUAUUUUCUAGUCUAAUCAUGUCAUUCAUUAGUCACAAAGUGGAAAGUGUCUCUGGGAUUUUUUUCUGGCUGUUACAUUUUUUUUUUUUACCCUCAUAGAUACAUGUUAGCAAGGGAAGUUCAUGUGCAGCUUUUACCAUCACUUGUGUCUGCUGAGUUAUUUGCAUUCGCUAAAAUAUUUUUUUGCAAACUUCACAAGCAAUUAAAUAGUUUUUCAUAUUGUGA